Diaporthe citri is the source of this 1566-nucleotide messenger RNA. RefSeq lists its product as uncharacterized. The transcript is spliced from 4 exons. The record is from RefSeq and is a predicted model, not a curated record. The coding region runs from base 1 to 1566 and encodes 521 amino acids. Lineage: Eukaryota; Fungi; Ascomycota; Sordariomycetes; Diaporthales; Diaporthaceae.
AUGCGCACCGACGAGAGGAUCAUCUUCCGCACCGUCUUUCAAUGUGCUCCUCUUGUGACCGAAGGAUACACCGAAAACAUCAGCACUUCGGGCGAGAACUACACAGCGUACUAUUACGGCCCUGACACGUCAGGGCACAAUUAUACGUACAAGACAAGCACCUUGGAUGCUCAGUAUCACCAGACAAAUGGGAACGAGUUCAUCCUACGUGCUUUAUUGGCUCCGACUCUCAAUGGAAAUACAUCUCGGAAUGCCGCUUUCACACCUACUCCUGGCCUCUUUCCAACAGACGGUGACCUGAUGCUCACGUUCCUAGUUGGAAACGGAGUCCAUUUUAUGGAAAGGGCUCAGGACCCAUGGUAUCGUGGCACUGUGCCAGGAAAGAACGUUACCUGGAACGGCGCGAACGGUAAGUUAUCAAAAUUGAGCUACACGACGGAGCAAGCCGCCUCGCCCAUGGCUUGCCUGCGGCAGUUCCAAUUCUGCAACCCUGCUCUUCCGGAAGAUAGGCGCUGUGGUCCGCUGGCGAGCGCUCUCGACGCGCAGGUCCAGGCGGCGCACCUGUUCAACAUGACAGAAGACCAGAUAGCAAACAGCGACAUCCCAGACACGCCAUCCGGCUCGCGUUACGUCUGGUUCCUGGAGUUCCUGGCAACAAUAGGCUACGGGCCGGACAUCCUGGUCAACUAUCUCGGGCCGAACUCGCUGGCGUCUCAAUCAAGCUUGUCUCGGUAUCCGGGCCUUCUGGGCGCCAUACCAAGUAACCAGUGGCAACUCGACGUGGAGAACUGGUGGGCUAUUCACAUGGCUACCCUGCAGGCGGGCAUGGUCGCUAUUGCCUAUGGUAAUCACGACCCGGCGCUUAAGCCGUUCGAAAUCCCGCCUUUCAAUGCCCAUUACCAGAAGUUGUGCAACAACCAAAAAAUCGUCAGCACUGACUACACUUCCUUCAGUGUUUUCGGUAUAUGCUUCAUUUAUGUCACCGGCGCUCUGAUCAUCGCCAUCUCAUACCUCCUAGAACAGAUCCAGGCCUGGCUGUACCGUCGUCGGAAGGUGAACGAGUACGCCUACCUCGAAUGGACAGCCAACGAGACCCUUCAACUGCAGAGGAUGGCCUACCAGGGCGUCGGAUCAGGCAACUGGUCCCGUUAUACCGACCGCAUUCCGCUGACGGAAACAGGCGAUAUAUUGGCUGAUCUGCCUCGAAGCUACCCCUUGGACAAGAAGGAGGGGGCCGACGUCGAGCAGGGAAAUUUGGUUGAGCAGCGGACUGGUACCACCGUUACUACUGUGCAGACUGCGCCCCUGAGGCAGGUCGAGACUGACGGAAGCUCUGCGACACCGUGCGAUGAGAAUUCCCAAGUGGAUCAGACUGGCGUAGGAGGGAGGCAGUCGGUGGAGGUAGUUUCACCCGGACACAUUCCGCAGGAUGACAGCAUUCACUCGCCGGUUCUCCCUCAUAUGGAUGCGAACCCUCGACCGCCUGCAGAUGCAGCACCCAUGAAGGUUGAGGAACUCGAACCACAAGUUUCGAAGGAUCCUGUUAAAACCACGCCGGUAUUGUGA